Molecule: messenger RNA, 408 nt
Organism: Arachis stenosperma
Lineage: Eukaryota; Viridiplantae; Streptophyta; Magnoliopsida; Fabales; Fabaceae
Product: two-component response regulator 24-like
Exons: 2
Coding region: 1-384 (127 amino acids)
Biological process (GO): phosphorelay signal transduction system
Source: RefSeq, a predicted model, not a curated record
AUGGCACCUAAUGAAGACUCAGCAACAAAAUUAACAGCACUUGUUGUGGAUGAUGAUAGACAAGUAAGGAUGAUUCAUCAGUGGAUGCUGAACAAAGUUGGAGUGAAGAAUCAGGCAGCGGAGAAUGGAAAAGAAGCCGUACAAAUUCAUUGCUCUGGUCAAGGAUUUGACCUCAUUCUCAUGGACAAGGAAAUGCCUUUGAUGAAUGGCAUUGAGGCAACAAAGGAACUUCGUUCAAUGGGCAUUUGUAGCAAAAUUGUUGGGGUGUCAUCUCACUCAGAGGAAAAGCAAAUACAAGAAUUUAUGGAAGCAGGGCUUGAUGAUUAUCUAGUCAAACCUUUGAACAUGGCUAAGCUGCGUUCAAUUCUUGAUAAUAUCAUGUGAUACCAAAACUAGUAAUUGAUGCAA